UGGCCGGAGAAGCGGUGCGUCGGUGCGUGCCUGGGAUCCGAACCCGGGCCACCAGUAGCAGAGUGCGCGCACUUAACUGCUAAGCCAUGGGGCCGGCCCUAUAUGACUAUAUUUGAAGUGAGUUUUUUAUAGACAACUUAUAGUUAGGUCAUGUUUUUUAAUCCAUUCUGAUCAUCUCUGUCAUUUAAUUGGUGUGUUUACAUAAUUUACAUCUCAUAUCAUUAUUAAUAUGUUUGGAUUUAGGUCUGUCAUUCUAUUUUUUUGUUUUCUGUUUGUUCCCUCUGUUUUUCUUUCCUCUGUGUCCCUUUUCCUGUGUUCCUCAGGGUUAUUUGAAUGUAUUUUAGCAUUCCAUUUUAUCUAUUGUUUUUUACUUUAUAUGUAGGUUUUGUUUUUGUUUUGUUUUUUAGUAUUUGCUAGGGAUUACAAUAUACACACUUAAACUUUUGACAGUCUACUUAGAAUCAAUAUUUUACCACUUCAAGUGGAAAGUAGAAACCACCGCCGUAUAGGUCCCUUUAUUCUCUCCCCUUUAUGUUGUAGUUUUCAUGUUUUACAUCUAAUUAGAUUGGAAAUCUCAUCAGCCAAUAUUGUAAUUUUUGCUUUCAACUGUCACACAUUUUAAAGGACUCAAGAGGAGGAGGCUAGUUUAUUAUGUUUACCCAGAUUUUUUCCUUUUCUUUUCAUUUCCUUCACUCCUGACCUUCCAUUUUUUCCUUCUGGUAUUAUCUCCUUUCUGUCUGAAGGAGUUUUGUUAUAACUUCCUGUGGAGCAGUCUAUUGGCAGCAAAUUCUCUUGAGAAUAUUUUCACUUCACCUUGCUUUCUGAAGGAUAUUUUUGCUGGAUGUAGAAUUCUAGACUGGCAGUUCUUUUCUUUUGCACUUAAAAGUGUUGUUUCACUCCCUUCCGGCUGCCGCAGUUUUUGUUGAGAAAUCUAGAGUGGCUUGAAUCCUCAUUGCCCGAUUAGUAAUGCAUCGUUUUUCUCUGGUUGCUUUCAAGAUUUUCCCUUUGUCUUUAGUUGUAAGCAGUUUCAUUGUGAUGAGUGUGGGUGUGGAUUUCUUUGGAGUUAUCCUUUUUUGUAUUCACUGAGCUUUUCAAAUCUGUAGGUUUAUGUCCUUGGCCAAUUUGGGGAGAUUUAGUCAUUGUUUCUUCAAAUUUUUUGCACUGCCUUCUUUCUCCUCUUCUUCUGAGACUCUAAUGACACAAGUGUUAGAUCCUUUAGUAUUGUCCCAUAGACCCCCAAGGCUCAUUUUUUAAAAACCUUUUUUGUCUCUGUUGUUCAGAUUAGAUAAUUUUUAUUGAUCUGUCUUCAUGUUCACUCACCCUUUCCUUUGUUGUAUUUAUUCAACUAUUGAGCCUAUCCAGUGGUUUUAAAAUUUCAGUUAUUUUAUUUUUUUAGUCCUAAAAUUUCCAUUAGAUUCUUCUUUAUAUCUUCUAUUUCUUUGCCAAGACCUUCUACCUUUCCCUUCAUUUCCAGAAUGUUCCCCCUUACUUCUUGGAGUAUUUUUUAUAAUAACUGCUUUCAAGUCUUAGCUAAUUCCAACAGCUGUGUCAUCUUGGCGCUGGCAUCUAUUGAUUACCUUUUCCCGUGCGAGUUGAGGAUUUUCCUGGUUCUUUGUAUGUUGGGUAAUUUUGGGUUGAUCCUGAAUAUUUUGAAUAUUACAUUAUGAGACUCAACCAAUUUGAGUUUGGGUUCUAAGUCCCUACCAGCCUUUGGUGGGUUUCAGUAUCAGAGCCUUUGCCAUGCUCUUCAGUUCUGCCCAUCUGUGCCACUCCUUGGCCAGUGUGGGACCUGGCCAGUGGUCUGUCCUGAACUUCAGAGUCUGUGGUGUGCUGUUUAGAAUUAUAUCUACAUGUAUUCAACUCAGGGCUGAGCCCAGGAGCUCAUAAACAGCUUUAUGGGGUUGUUUUCCUGAGCUCCUCCCUGUCUGCAAUCUUCCUAGUACUUUCCAGUUCCCAGGGCCUCCUCUCUUUGGUCCUUCAGCUGGAAGACAGGGGCUUUAUUUCUCCUGCUCUGUUACACUCUUCCUGUGACUUAGCUCACGUCUGUGACUUAGCAAGAGGAGGACUGAGAGAAAAAUCCAAUGGGUUUUAACCCUCUUCGGACCACAGCUCCUGCAAGUGGAAAGGAAGGUUUCCUCCCUCAGAGUUUUAGGCAUCUGCGGACCCCUGUGCUGCUGCUGUGAUGGCUGCUGCGGAAUUGCCGGGGGCCUGGGGCAUGACAGAGCUGAGAGGACAGAGGCAUGAAAAAAGGAAAAAUCUUGGGAUUUGGCCCACUCUCUGAGAAUUAGGUGACUCCUUUCCUGCUCCACAAGCCAGGACUAGCUUGCUUCUCUUGGAGCUCUGCUGUCUACACUGAUCCCCACUUCUGGGUAUUGGGUUGUAUUCAGUCCAGGCUGGGGAUCCUGGAGGGGGGAGAUGGCAGAUUCACCACCAGCUUGGUGGUGCUUCAAAUUCUGGUCAUCUUCCCCCAUCUACCUGCUGCUGUUUACCUUCAGAGACCUCAAAAGGGCUGCUCUGUUCACUCUUUCUAGGUUUUGUAGCCACAUUCAGUGGGUGAGACAGGGUGGGCUGUGCCCCCUCCAUCUUGCUCAGAACCAUAAGGAAGCCAGAAGACGUGUGCUUUAGAGGCAUUCAACAAAGAAAUCUGGAUUAAACAAAGAAAUGAGGAAGUCAGGAUGUGUUGGUGUAGGAAAAUUGUGGUUUGUAUGGGGAAAGAGGAACGUAAAAGUUGAAGGAUUAGGUAGCUAUUAACAGAAAUAUCUGAUAUGCAGGCUCACAGAAAGAACUUAUGAAACCCUCUCCCUUGACAUUUCCUUAUUCCUGUCUUUACAUAUCUGCCCUUGCAGAGUGAGAAGGGAGUUCCUCAGCACCCGCUCGGGCUGCCAGGUGGAAUGAAUGGUGUGACUGUAAGCAAAUGACCUUUAUUCCUCUCCACCAGGAAUGUUAGGAAAGUGUACAUGGAGAAGUGGAGAAAGACUUCUCUGAGAGUAGCGAGCCGGUAAUCUAGGAUGGGGAGUGUUUGUAUCCAGGUCGUCACCAGUGCGUCUGGACUCCUGCUGCAGCAUCUGAUCUGGGCUUGAUAAAGAAGCUAAUCUCUUAAAGCAGAUCUCUCUCUCUCUCACUCACUCACUCACUCAAAUAAAGCAAAGCCUUUAUUGCAAGAAUGACUCUUGCUUCGCUAAAAGACUUUCUGAAUGAGUGGACUGUUGACACUGGUAACUCUCUCUCCCUGAAUUUCCAUCGACACACGUUGGCACUGAUGAAAACAAAGACUGCCUGGAAACUGUAAAGCAGAACUUUGAAGGGGCCAGCUUCUCCAGGGGCUCUGGUGUGAUCUUUCCAUGGCCCUGUUGAUUCCUACCCUGAACAUUUUUCAAAUGCUUAAUAUUAAUAUCAUUUAAAAUUUGUAUGAUACUUUGGCUGUUUGAUAAUUGUUUUUGCUUUAUUGGCUCCUUUGAGCCUAAUAGCCACGGUAUAGGGCAGCCAGGCUAGCUGUGGCCUUGUCCAUAUUAUUUUUACAUUGUUGUAAACUGGAAGAGUAUAAUUUUACAUCUUGAUUUUUCAUUUUUCAUUUCAUUUUCAUUGCACAUAAGCAUUUUCAUGAUGCCGUGUUGUCAUUAUUGCUCUCUAUAAUAUUUCAAUGAAGUGCCAGAAUUAAUGUAACAGAAUUUAUGUAAUUUUCUUAUGGUUGAGCAUUUAGGUUAUUUUCACUUUUUUGCUGUUACAAAUAAGGCUGCAUGUAGGUUUUUUGGCCAUCUUUUAGGUUAUUUCCUUGGGGUAGGUUAAAUAAAUAGACUCUCAAGAUACUGUUAAACAUGUUUCAACAUUAGGGAGGAUUUCAGGAGACCGCAAAUGACUUAAAGAAAACACCAGCCUAACACAAGAACAAUUUUCAGAUUUCUUCAUGUUGAAGAGCAGGUUUUGGAUGUGCCAAGAGAUUUAACCAGAAGGAGGUGGGUAGCGUAUAUAAGGAAAUGAAGAAAGCAUUAGCAAACACAGAGUGUGUGUGUGCAUGCGCGUGCACGCAGGAGAGAGAAAGAGACAAUCAGAGACAGACAGUGAGAUGAGGCCGGCCUGAUUAAAGCAGAACUUCUGUCUUGAGGAAACCAACCACCAAAUGCUUAUGUGAGGUUGGUUUGGAAUAGUGGCAGCGUGCCCACUGGAGAGCUGUGGCCGUUGGAGAGCCUCGUGGGCAGCCUUGACCAGCUCCGGAUUGCAGAAUGCCUUGACCACCAGCUGAGAUGACGAUGUCGUGGCUCAGUGGUGACGGACACUAGCGGUCUUUAAGCAGAGGGCUUACUGCGGCCUGCCAGGUGGUCCCGGCGGUGUCCAGGAGGAUUUGCCCAGAGCCUUUUCUCCCACAGAGACCCAGAUGUCCAGUGUGCACAGCUCUUUGCUUUGGCCCUUCACUGGGCCAGUGGGAGCAAAGCCCAAGCCCAAAGAGAAUGGAUGUUUGCUCAGUUCCUUCCCUAACCUCCCUGGGGUUCUUUGGAAGAGGACCAAGUCCCAGAUCUUUUAGGGAGCCUCUCCCAGUCCAAUAAUUAAAGUGUGGCUGUCUCCAUACCAGAGGGUGGGGCAAUAUGCAUUUAUUUUGCCCAGUUACCCAAAAGGAUGGAAGGCCAAGUCAGUCUAUGUCCAAAUUGAAUCCAGCUGUCCCUGUAUUGUCAGCCGAGUCCUUUUAUUAAAGAGGUGCAGCUGCUCUCCCAGGGAGGGACGUGCCUUGCAGUAAAUUCUAACAUUUGGUUUUAGUGGAACCAACUCCAUUGCUAGUGAAAAUUAAUGGAAAAAACCUGUCACCACAUUCCUCCUUGUCACCUUAAACUAGAGGGCUCACCAAUUCACUGAGGAAUUACCUGCGAUGAAUUAAACAUGAGGAAAGUGCAAAAUGCAUAUCCAAAAGCUUAUGUGAGGUGUCUUUGAGUUGGGAUUUAGGAUAACUUUGGAAAAACUAAGGAAUUUCAGACUUAGACUCUGGGGAGUGUUGAUUUGUAAUCACAGUGUUCCUUUUCCUUCCUCCCUGAUCCACUUGGGGCUAAUUGAACUCCUGGACCCUUCUGUUUUCUGGCAACAUGGUGAGUUGGGAUUUGUUCUGGAGCCUUCUGCACUGUUGCUGAAUCAAGGGAGGCAGAAUCUCUAGAUUGCGUGCUCCAUGAGGCGGGGACUUUGCCUCCUCCCUGGCUCUAUGCGCAGCACCUAGCACAGCACCCGGCCCGCCAGAGUGGUUCUAAAAAUGACCCAGCAAAGUCACAGUUUUGUUAGGACGUCUUUCUGGAGAACUUACCCCAUCUUAGUCCCACACUGCUCUGGGGAACCAGCAGAUGGUCCCUUAUCUCUCUUUCCCUUGAACUGUGAGCGCUUUAGACGUUUCCUUCUUCCUGGAGGUCGUAAAAUAGGGGUUAUCUUCGGAUAUUACCAUUAUCACAGCGCAGUGGAGAAAAACCUGCACCAAGUGUCAUAAGAUGUUAUCUCAGAAUGGGAAUGGCAUGAAACCCUCCAGGUCCAGCGGCCUCUCCUGCUAAUAACCUGCUAACAGGCAGAGGACCACCUUCCACUUCUGGCUACCCCACAAAGGAGACUCUGCAGGGACGUUCUGUGGUGGGGGCUGCUGCCUCCCGGGACUCCACUGUCAGGCUCAGUUCUUCCCAGGGAGCCACACAGAACACACUGACCCCUCGGUCACGUGGCCGCUGCUCACAGAGUUGAAGACCGUGGUCUUGUCUCCCAAGUCGCUAACCCCCACGGCACACGUCCUCGACUUUCUCACCGUUGCUCAUGUGACACAGCUAUCAGGUGUGGGAUUGGACGGAAUGUUCUAGGAGCAGCCUGACCAGCAGAAGCAGAGUUGAGUGAAACCAUCAUUUCUGUUUUGGAUCACGUACUUUUGUCAGUGCAGCUGAAGGCCCAUUCUUCUGAAGUUGUCUCAGAGCCUCAAGUCCAUGGGUUUCUGUGGAAUCUCAUCCUCUCUGCUAUCAAGAUGCGCUUUACAGAUGUGCCCUCUGUUUCCGUUUGGGGAGGAGGGGAGUCCUGGGGAGGGACGGAGGCGGCUGGUCAUGUUCUACUCCCUGAGGUGAGUGGUGGUUACACGGGGGUGUUCACUUUGUGGGGAUUUGCUGAGCGAUAUCAUGAUAGUUUAUACACUUUUUGAAUUUGUUUUUUAAUUGCUUUAAAAAAAAAAAAGAGGAUCUCUCUUGUCUCCAGACAGUGACAACUGUAUCAAUGAUAGGCCUGGCUGGGAGUGAUGAUAAGACACAUCUGAUCUCAGAGAUCUUAAAAUGCAAAAAAACACAAAAAAGUGCAUUUUAGGAUAAUGAAAUACAGUAUUUAUAAAUCCACCUGAUGACACGAUGUUCAGGCCACAUUUUCCCAUCUUGUCCUCAAAGCGGUAAUGAUUCGUCAGGUACUUGCUGAAAUCCAGCGCACUGCUUCCCCAGCAGCCCCUUGGUCUCCGAGUCGAUAGGAAACACACACGGCUCCAGAGCCUGGUUCACAUAGAUUCUGACCUCGGUCCUUGCUCUGCCCUUUCAGGCGCUCACCGAGCGUCGGUAGUGCCUCCAGACAUUCCCCGCCGUGGCUGUCUCCUCCACUGUUGCAGAGGCGGCGUCUUCCCCUUUGAAAUGAGGUCUGCACCUGCCCUUCCCUCACCUCUCUCUCCCUACCUUGUCUUCGCUUCCUCAGAGAUGAGGGAUCUGAUGCAGAGACUUCCCCUGUGAGGCCGUGAGUUGUGAUUCGUCACUGCCACAGCCACCUGGCAGUUCCAGUCUCCCUAACCAGCGUGGGCUCUCACCCCAGAAGUGGUGCCUUGUGCAGGGCUCUGGGGCGCCCCUGUGCCUGCUUUUCUGAGGACAGUGCCUCCUGCUCUUCCCACACCCGCCACUGCCCCUUCUUGCGCUUCUCUAGUCUUACCCCCAGCCCUGCAGCUUAGCCCCUCUCUGCCCUCUAAGUGGUUCUGCACGUGAUAUGUGCUUCUGGUUCAUGAUCCCCAAAUCUGUUUCUGGCCUGGACUCUCCUGGGAGCUACAGCCAUCCAGUUUCACCUGUCCGCAUACCAGGUUUAGGACAAGAUGGUAAUGAAGUUACUCCCAAGGCCACAGUGCAGUGGUAGCCCAUUAUGUUCCACAAACCAAAGAGAGACGCACGCCGUUGCACAGCCCACAUGGAAAUGUCAGGGCUCUCUCGACGUGGAUUGCUCUCCGAGGAUGCCUCCCUUCCCACCUCUGCUUGGCAGAAACUGCCCAGCCUUCUGAGACGUAACUCAGGCAGUCUUCCUUGGGAACCUCUUGCAAUUGGAUGCCUUAGUGCCACGUGAGCUGCCCCAGGGGACUUGUUCUUGGUGGCCAGCAGCUCUCAAGCAACUCACAUGUCCUUGGCGGGCUCCAUCUUGGCCUCGGGCUCCCGCUGACACAUCAGAGAAGCCCAUCCACCGGCCUCCCCGCCUGGCGUCCUCCUCGGCAGACCUGAGCCAUGGAGGCCCCCGAGGUCCCCGUGGGCUCGCUGAUUGACUUCGAGACUGAGCCAUCCGCCUCCUCGCCCCUGGAGGUGCUGCCUCCCAAGCUGCAGGAUGGGGACAGCUCCCAGGGCGACGGCGCAUCCGAGAGUGAGACCACGGAGUCAGCGGACAGCGAGAACGACUUGGGCGAGUCGCCCUCACACCCGUCCUGGGACCAGUACCGCCGUUCCUCCUCCGAUGAGUCCUUCUCUUCCAGCCAGAGCACCGAGUCGGCCAAGGACGAGGAGACCCUGGAGGUCAGGGAGUUCAUGCACAGCUACGUGGAGAAGAUCUUCUCCGGAGGAGAGGACUUGGACCAGGAGGAGAAAGCCAAGUUUGGCGAGUACUGCAGCAGCGACAAUGGGAAAGGCCGGGAGUGGUUUGCCCGCUACGUGAGCGCCCAGCGCUGCAACUCCAAGUGUGUCUCAGAGCCAACUUUCUACCGCCUGGUGCAGUCUUUCGCAGUGGUCCUGUUUGAGUGUCAUCAGAUGGAUGACUUUGGGCCUGCCAAGAACCUCAUGACCAUGUGCUUCACGUACUACCACAUGGGUAAACCACCCCUGCUCCGCUCGGAGUCCAAGGAGAAGCCUGCAGGGAGCAUCGACUCCUACCUGAAGUCCGCCAACAGCUGGUUAGCAGAGAAGAAGGACAUUGCCGAGCGGCUGCUGAAGAAUACGUCGGCCAAGACGGAGAACGUCAAGGGCUUCUUCGGGGGGCUGGAGACCAAACUGAAGGGACCCCUGGUCAGGAAAAAUGAGGAAGAGGACAACAAGCCCAAGGAGAAGCCGCAGAAGACAGUGACCGUAUGCAACCCGGAGGAGGAGAGGAAGGGAGAGAAGAUCUACCUGUACACGCACCUGAAGCAGCAGCCCAUCUGGCAUACGUUGAGGUUCUGGAAUGCAGCCUUUUUUGACGCUGUCCAUUGUGAGAGGAGAAAGCGGUCUCCCACGACCAGGGAGAAGUGGUGCCACAUGACCCAGGAGGAGCGCGACGACAGCCUGCGGUUCAACGAGAACAUCACCUUUGGGCAGCUGGGCACCUUCACGCACAACAUGCUGGCAUUCGGACUGAACAAGAAGCUGUGCAACGACUUCCUGAAGAAGCAGGCCGUGAUUGGCAACCUGGACGAGGAGCAAUACAAGCUGCUGAGUGACCACAUCGAGCAGAUGGCCACUGAGUAGGCUGCAGGAGGACUGAGGGUGCACGCUGCUCUCCCAGGCCAGCGACUGGCCGUCACCCCACCCGAUGACCCUGCAUGACAUCGGCAGCAGCCAGAGCCACUCCAGCUGCCCUACAACUAGUGGUAGAAGAAUCCGGCUGCCUGUCCUCCCUGCCUCCCCUCUGCCUGUGUCUGCUCCCCCCUCCACAUGCCAAAGUGUCCCUCGGAUUACAUGGCUAAACCCGAAGUGACCAUCAUACCCCCGCAUGUCAGGCCUGUGACAUGGGACCGAGAGGGAGGAGGAGGAAGGAGGCCAGGGCCAGGUGGGCACAGGGCAGUAUCUGCCGUGGCCUCCUGCAGGACAGAGGGCAGAGGGUGACUGUGGGAAUGUGGAUAAGGGCAGCCAGGAGACGGCACAUGCCAGUGACACAGGGCAGUCAUGGGUGAUGAUCUGGGACCCUCCCCUUCAGGUGUGGAACAGGGGUGCUCCCACAGACGGGGUUCUUGCUGAGCGGCAGCUGUGCGGAGGGGGCGGUAGGCCUCGCAGUGUUGGUCGGGGCUGGUGCUGGCUCUUUCUUGGCCCCCCUCCGUGUGACAGGAACUGGAGUCAGAGGAACCUGGAGGAGAGAGACCAGCGCAGAAGACGUUCUUUCCUGGCCGCAGAGGGCCCGGCCACAACUGCAGGGAUGUGAGCCCCCGGGGGACAUCACAGGCUCUGAGAGUCUUUGUUACAGUCACACCAGCACUGAGGUGUCUGCCUCAGGCCACCUGAGAUGUUCCCGGUCAGCUGACAGCUUCCUUCUGAAGCAGAGCGAGUUCCACAGCUCACGCCCGGGAGCAGCGUUGGGCUGUCCCACGAAGAAGCACAGGAAAGAAAGCUUUCUUCAGUAGCUGCAAGACAGCCGCUCUUUCUAAUAGCAAACAGUGCUGCUCUUUAUUUCAAAAAAGACAGGAAAAUCUGUGUCAGUGUUACAGACAGCCGGGCAGAGGCGGCUUCCGGGGGCGAUCGUGCGAGGCGCGGUAGCGGAGCGGCUGCAGAGCGUUGGGCCCUCCACCCCCCGAAGCCUCAGGAAGGGCCUUUCCCUCCCGCAUCCCAGGCCUUUGACCUCUGUCCUGCAGAUUCUGCAGGUCCCCCGCGUCUCACAUCUGGGGCCUGGGUCGCCUGGCUUUUCUCCCUGGGGUUGUACCAGACGCAGCAGACCAGCCCGAGGGGCUGAAGUCUGAGCCGCAGACAUCCAGCAUGCUGGCUCCCAGGGCCCGCUCUCUUUCCCUCUGCCUCUCGCCCAUCGCUCUUGGGCACUGACCUGGAAUAGGCCCUGGGGGGCUCUCUCCUUUCCCCCCUCACCUUCCCGUCCUGUUCCCCUCACUACCUCCUCCAACUCACGGUCCGUUACAUCACCGUCUCCUCUUGAGCACCACACACACAUGCCUGAUAGUCACUUCUCCAGCCAGUGCUCGAAAGUUUCUCUCGUGGAAUGCCUCCCUGGAAUGUUCCAGAGAAGAGCAUGCAUUGGUUGAGCCAUAGAAUGCACGUCCGGGUGAUUAUAAGAGGGGCGAUAUGAGACAGAGUGCAAUCUGAGGGCUUGGUGUGAAAUGAACCAGGAGCAGGGCUUCGGGGACCUGGCUCGUUUUUAUGGGGGCACCGUAUGUGUGUGAUGGCAGCCUGUCUGGCGAGGUCACUGAGCAAAGCACAGCCAUGUUGCUGGUUUGCUUGCAGUGUCCUGGGCAGGCACGUGGGCUGGAGGGUCCCCCAUUGCUGGACUCCAGCGAUGGUGCAUGUCUCUGCUGCAUGCGUUUCAGGGAAAUAACGUCAAGUGGGGGUGGGGUGGGCCCCUCCUCCUGCAAUGCUUCCUUCAGAUAAUGCACGCCCUCCUGACACAUCCACCCGUGACCCUGGAUGCGUGGUGCUCCCUCCCCCUGUAAUAUCAGGCCCCCCAAGUGGUUUGUCCCGGGCCCCGCAGAGCUCUCCCUUUAGCUGUGUCGUCGUCAGCUUUACUAGUCAUCUCUUAGUAGUUAGUUGAAAUGCAUUAAGACUCUAAGGUGCCCAAAAGACUUACCCUUGUGUAUACAGGAUUUUUGUAUAGAAGUUUUGAUUUGGUCUGAUUUCUGGAGGAAGAGAAGUGGAUUCUGAGACUCUGUCCAGGGGUGGCGGAGUGCGCAGAGCAGGCGGGACCACACAGCUUCAGAAGGAAAUGCAGUGUUGACUUCUCUGGGCUUUUCCAAGCACUUUAACUUCAAAACUGAUGUUGAGACGUUUUCCCCCAUAUAGUCCUCUUGAAGUAGCAUUUGAAGGUGGAAGCAAGAGUUACUUUGGUUUUUUCCCCCUCUUGGUCCUUGUUCUUAGAGAUCCAGGUCCUAAGAGUGGAGCAACGCUGACCCCACAAGUGCAGCCUGCUCAGCCCAGAAGGGGGCGCUGCUAGAGGCCUCGGAGUGAGAUGCCGAGGUGGCUCGGAGGCUGCUCUGCUGUCCCCUGCUGGCAGCUGCCUUUGGCUGAGAGUUUCACCUUGGAGCGCCCCUCGCUGGUAUCGCCUGGAGGAGCCCAGGUCCCUCGAAGAAGGCUGGCAGCGUGCCUCACUGAGAUUUCCUCUCUCCCCCAUGACGCCAUCUCUUCCCUCCGGGCCCAGCCGGAGCAGCCAUGAGGGGGCUCUGGUGGCGAGCAGACACAGGACACACUCUCCGAGGCCCCACCCUGAUGCACACACGGGGACACUUUGGUGCAAGAGAGCUCUGGUAGUCCUUCUUGUAAACCCAGGGACCUUAGCCUCCGCGGGAAGCAUCAGAUGGCAUCCGAGAACAGAGUUGCAGUCCCAACAGGUAGAGUGACCCAAGCCGGGAGCCUGGAAGGCCUGCCAUUAGCAACAGCGUUUCAGAGUUUCUGCUGUCUGUCCUUCAGGGCUGUGUGGAUCAUAGUGAGCCAAAAUGCAGUUAAUUCUCUCAAGUAUAAAGUUCCCUGCUCGUGAGAACAUGUGGAGAUGUGGCUUUGUAUGUUUUUAGCCUUUGUUACAAUUUUCCAUUAGUGAUGGAUGUUUAAGAGGGGCCGUGUUCAUCUUCAGAUUGCAUCUGCUGUGUGUGCCUGUGCGCAUUUAACCCAAGGCAGGAGACCAAAUUCUGACAGUGCAAGUUAUUUGUGCAAUGAGAUGGAGUAGCCUCUGAAUUCCCUGUUGCCAGAAGAAAAAAGUGGGCUAAGAACCUCUUAAAUUACCAAAAGGAGGACUAGAAAAACAGUCCAGUUCCUGAGUUCUGUUCCCAAAUGAAAGCCUGUUUAAGUUUUCAGGGCAACCCCGAGAGCCCACAUUGAGUUUAGGACAGAGGUCCAGGGCAAGAGCCUCCUGUCCGGGAGUUGAAACCAGUGGACCCUGUUACUCGAACCGAGUCAUGUUAGACGGUGGAGUUCCCUGUUGUGGAGAGAAGGCGGCAGCCUGGAGGAUUGCAUUUCUGUGGACUGUUUUCUGUGCGUUAAUUGAUCACCUGGAGGGAACAGCUGGUUUCCAGACUCCUGUGUGAGAAGUCGAGUUCACACCACCACAGGGUUUGUAAGAAGUGUCAUCUGACCCAGGGGACUGGAGACCGUCACCAUAAAUCAGGACUGCAGGCUCCGAGCCUGACCAUCCUGGGCGUUACAGCGCCCUGACUGGUUGGCUUCUUGGUUAGGGAGGAUCCAGGUAGACCCGUGUGGUUAGAUCAGCUUUAUCACCAAAUUACUUACAACUUGAGACCACUGGGCAGCCAGGGGGCCCAGAAGAGUGGGGAGCUUAGGCAGGAGGGUCCGUUGUCAAGGGAGAGAAAGCAGGAGGGCCGCAGAGGCCCAGCCCAACCUGGGGGAGGGGAGGAACGAGCCCCCUGGGGCCCCACCCAGCCAAGUGGUCUCAGGCCAUCUCUUCUCAUCUCUUUUUCAGCCCUAGACGAAGCUGCUGGGAGGGGGCGGACCCCACCCAGCCUCUUAGUUCUGAACCGUUGGCUCUAGGACUCGGCUGUCUCCCACGUUUUCCUGUAAAUCAUUUAUUCCUUUUAUGAUUCUCGGAGGUGAGCUUCACUUGGAAAGCUGUCUGCUGAGUUUCAGGGUGAAGGGGAAGUGUAUUGGCUGGAAGUGUCCCUAACUGACUAAAGUACAG
This is a messenger RNA of Diceros bicornis minor, 12756 nucleotides long. Its product is annotated as KIAA0513 ortholog. The coding region runs from base 7461 to 8666 and encodes 401 amino acids. The transcript is spliced from 15 exons. The record is from RefSeq and is a predicted model, not a curated record. NCBI's taxonomy places the organism in Eukaryota, Metazoa, Chordata, Mammalia, Perissodactyla, Rhinocerotidae.